AAAUGCAUAACCCGCUCAAAAAACUAUCUCGUUCAAUUUCACACAAGCUUCUUGGUAAACGAUCCAAUGACUCCACGUCUACAGAAAGUUUUUCCUCAGCAUCAUCGACCACCUCAUCAACAGCAACAACUCCACAACAAAACUCAGUAGAUGAGGAUCCAUACAGGGAAAUUCUUAGAUCAUACGAAGAUAAUGUGUCUCAUCUCGUUUAUCAUGGAUCAUCGCUACGCUCGAUGACGUCAUUCCAAAAUUCAAAUCCAAAUUUGCACAAGAAAUCCGAUGAAAUGCGAAGACCAGCGACGGUUUCUUCAAAUAGAACUGUCACAUUCAGUUAAACACUCGACCGAUUCAUUCAUAUUAUUUUUCAUCAUGUAUUAAUCCACGUCACAUUAACUUAUUUGUGUGAAUACCCAAUUACGGUUUUCUUUUGGAAGUAAUUUUCUUCUAUUUGUUGACAAGUUCCGGUUUCAAGGAAUAGCUGACAUGUACGAUUUCAUUUUUUUUUUGGACUAGUGCGGCUUCUUUUUCUACAAUGACAGUGUUAUUUUUCAAAAUAAAUGUAUAUUUGAUU
Molecule: messenger RNA, 571 nt
Organism: Caenorhabditis elegans
Lineage: Eukaryota; Metazoa; Nematoda; Chromadorea; Rhabditida; Rhabditidae
Product: Ovule protein
Exons: 3
Coding region: 3-335 (110 amino acids)
Source: RefSeq, marked reviewed